AUGACCGACACCAAAGAUCACGCCCAACAAGCUCCGGCGGAAUCAAAUCCGUCCAUCAGCAACAUUCCUCGUCAGGCCUCGUGGGCAGGCUCGGCCGACGACAAUAAUAUCAACACGUCGCCUCUGCACGGUCGCAAGAGGUCCGCCGAUCACCUGCCGACGGAACCCCAUGUUUCGCGCAAGGGUAGAGCCUGUUUGGCGUGCCGCAAACUCAAGGUGAAAUGCGACAGUCUGGAACGAGGCGAUGCUGGAUGCUCCAGAUGCCAGCGCUUGGGCUUGGAUUGUAUUACAUCGAAACGCAUGAGAGUGAGUCUUGACGACGAUGGCGAAAACCCUCACCCGUCAAUUGUGAGGCUUGACAGAGCUGUCGAAGACAUUCUCUCUCGAUUGAAGAUGCCGCCGCUGGAAGCUUACUCUCGCACUCAUCCCUCCCAACACCUGCAACCACCGCCACAACCUAUUCCCGCCGACUCCAACGCGCAGACCACACGGGAAAAUUCGCGAGAGCCGAACCAAGAAGAUGCGCAUGAAGUUGCUCCUGCGCCUAUGGGCAGCUUGUACGAGGUCACUCAACUCAACACCCUGCGGAGCCGCCUUAAGUAUGGCGACCCAGCACGUCGUAAUUCAAAGAAGAAUAUGGAGAACGACCUCAUUUCUAUGGGGGUCAUUAGCGUAGAGGAAGCAGAGGAAAUGUUCAGCUUGUUCAAGACGACCCUCUCGCGCUAUCUGUUCGACGCCACCGUCCACGAAUCCCGCACAUUGCUCUCCGUGCGCGAAUCCUCGACGCUGUUCUUCACUGCCAUCAUCACCGUCACGUCUCUCCAUAUCCCAGGCAAAGAGAAGAUCCACGCCUCUGCGCACAAGCAUCUACGAGACCUCAUCGCCGCGUCUUUCUUCGACCGUUUCCAUACCCUCGAAGACAUCCGCGCCCUGUGUAUCGCAGCAUUCUGGCUUCCGGAUCUCAGCUGGAAACUCUCCGGCCACUGCGUGCGUAUGGCGACCGAGUUGAACCUCCACCAAGCCUUUUUCAAAGCCCUCUACUCGCAAAAGCAGUCGGUAAGUGACCGCGAACACGCAUUUGAGCGAGCCAGGUUAUGGUAUCUCCUCUACGUUCUCGAUCACCACUUCUCCAUCGCAUACGGCCGGCCGCCGGUGACGGCAGAACUUCAAGCCAUCAAAGAGUACGAUGUCUUCCUCAAUGCUCCUGAAUGUACGCCGUCAGAUCGGAGAGUGCUGUCGCAGGUUACUUUGUUCAUUAUCUUGAGCAAAGCGUACAACCACUUUGGCUUGGAGGCCGAGAGACUGAUGGAUGGGGAUGAUGUCACUCUUCUCACCCAUCAGCGCUUUAUCGAGGAUUUGCAUCGCUGGAGAUAUCAGUUUCGUCAUGCGUUGAAUAGGGAUGCGCAUGUGGGGGAUUAUCCUGCUGUUGGCGUCGAAUUGCACUACCACUUUGCGUCGAUGAUGCUCAACUCCCUCGCGUUACGAGGUCGUUCCCUUUUCACCAUUUCCUCCACAUCAACUCUGCCCACAUCUCUGCGGCCACUCGCAUCGCACGCGAUUUCCUCGGCGCAUGAGAUCCUGAUCAUCGUGCUGGAAGAGCCCUCCAUUCGCGACUCCAUGGUCGGUGUGCCGCUCUACUUGCACACCGUGAUUGCCUUCGCGGUGGUCUUCCUGAUCAAAAUGUCGAGUCGAUGGACGGGGAUUGGCGUCAGCAUCGACCCGGAAUUGAAGACAAAGCCCCUCAUUGAAAAAGUCAUUGAACUGUUCAGGAGUUGUCAGGCAGGCAAAGGCCACAUCCUUUACGCGAUGGCCGAUGGUUUUGAAAGACUAUUGCGGCGCAACCUGGUGGGUGGGAACGGUCAGCUUGGAAGACCUGCUGGUGCGGAAAACGGCACCCCGGGGUACGGAUCCCUCGAUGCGGCAGCGGCAGUGAUGGGCUCGCGACAGAACGGUGGCAGAGACACGCCCUACGCCCAGCAACAUCCUGGCCAGGUUCCGGGACAAUCAUAUGCCAACCAGCCGCCAGACCUGUACGUUUCGUCCCAGACCACCACACCGACCCUCCUCCCUCCACAACACACCACGACCUCUCCGACACCCUUCACCCCAACAGGUGGCGCGCAACAACAACAGCAGCAGCAGCAACAUUCAAACGGCAGUGGUGGCGGCACCAAUUUCGACCCCUACGCCCUCUCCCCGCACUCUCAGCCCACGUCGACCUCCGCGGGCACGUUUGGCGGCUGGCAGACCGAGGACGACAUGCUCUGGAGCAUGGGCAUGGGUUACGACCUGUUGGCGACGGCGCCGGACGUCAACGCCCACGGCCUGGGCGCCUUUAUCGGGUGGCCUGGCGGUGGGGGCAGCGGUGGCGGUGGGGGGAGCAUUGAUUCGUAUUCGCAGGGCCUAUGA
Fonsecaea nubica is the source of this 2409-nucleotide messenger RNA. RefSeq lists its product as hypothetical. Lineage: Eukaryota; Fungi; Ascomycota; Eurotiomycetes; Chaetothyriales; Herpotrichiellaceae. The transcript is spliced from 2 exons. The record is from RefSeq and is a predicted model, not a curated record. Bases 1 to 2409 code for a protein of 802 amino acids. Gene Ontology annotation, cellular component: nucleus. Gene Ontology annotation, biological process: regulation of DNA-templated transcription; DNA-templated transcription. Gene Ontology annotation, molecular function: DNA-binding transcription factor activity, RNA polymerase II-specific; transcription cis-regulatory region binding; zinc ion binding.